UCGUCCUCGUCGUCCUUUUUAGCGUGAUGUUUGAAUUGAAUGUAUAGGCGCACAUCGACUUAUUCACAGUUAAAUCGUGACAUUUGCUUUCAGAUCGGUCGGUUGGUAGGUCCUCUGUGCUCGGUUCUCAGUUCUCGGUUCUUGGUGUUUUCUCGCAGGUGAGAUGUUUAAAAACUUCAACGGAAAUCCUUCUUUGUCCCAGUGGAAUAUUGUUCUGUUAAUUGUCCUGCCGAAAAAACCAUUUCGUUGAAUUAAGAAAGUUUAAUCGUCCUCGUUGUCGUCGUAUUAUAUUAAAGUGUGUUAACGACUGUCGAUGUUGAUGUCGAUGUCGAACGCCAUAAUCGAGUGGAAUAAUAUACCUCUACGUAUAGUUUUUCUUUUUUUUUUAUUGACCAAUGAAAGUUCGAUUUAUAUUUUGUUGUAAGGUGAAUCCUUGCCAAGGUGAUUAUGAUUUUCCUGACUGGGAUGAAGGCAGUGAAGUGUGUUGUUGUGGAAAUAGAAGUAGAAGUGUAAGUGGUGCGCGGAAGUGAAACUGAAAGUGGCUGCCAAGGUUUCCAUUUGUUAUGGUCAAGUGGAAUGCAAAUUUUCCGUUAAUUCCGAAACACUCGAAAAGUUCUUGAGAGUUGAUAGUACGACGAUACAUAAUAUAAAAAUUCGAUUUUUUAAAAUCACUACAUUGUGCCGUUUAGUUGGUCUAACUUACGUACCCUUUUAACCAAAAAUUUAAGCAGUUAAACGAUAAAUUUAAAAAGCUAAUGUUAAGUCAGAUUGAGGGCCAACAUCAACAUAAACACGGAUGAUGUUGGGAUUCAUUUAUUUGAUGUUAAUUCUCGGUUGGAUUUUAAUAGUGUUAUUUUUGCGAUGUAAAAAGUCGAUAGCGCCCCAUUUUGCAUUCACCGAUAAUUACACGGAAAAUGUUGCCCGUCAACCAACUGUUCAUGUUAUCGAAUUACCAUCGGAGGAUUUCAGAGACGAUAUGGAUUCAUAUUCACAGGUCAGUCGUUCAAGGCUUGAUUCGUAUCGGUCAAGGUCUGUCAUAGAUGAGAGAACUAUUGAAACCUAUCCAACGGACGCUGUUAUAAAUCCUGCCUAUACCAAUGAUGAGGAAUAUAUUUUAAAUGCUCCACCGCCAACUUAUGAUGAAGUAAUGAGACAACCUGAAAUUUAUCCUCGAGUCAGUGAAGUAAAUAAAUCACGAUCGAAUAUUUAGAAAUGAAGAAAACAAAAACGUCACAAGAUAUGUUUGUAUAUAGAUUUAGUUACGAUGAUAAGACUAAAUUGUUAUGAUUUUUUUUUUAAAUAUAAUAUCGUAUAUCGAUAUUCAUAUCACAAACAGAGCAAAAUGAAGUUAACAAUACGGUUAAAGUUAAACUGGAUGAAUUGUAUAUAAAAUAUCGAAUGUCGUUUGAAUAUAUCGAAUCUUAAAAAAUAUCUGUGAUUUAUAGAAAUUUACAUUAAAAACAAAAAAAAAAACGUACAGAAGAACAACAAAAUUAUGAAUAAAAUUAGAAUAAAACUGUGCAUGUAAAAUUAAUUAUUAUAAAAACAAAACAAAAACUAAACUAAGUCCUUAGACAAUUUUUCAGCAUGUUUCUUUGUACUUAUGAAUAAGAUUUGAGAAAAUAUAAAAUUAAUAAUAGAA
This is a messenger RNA of Eupeodes corollae, 1642 nucleotides long. RefSeq lists its product as uncharacterized. The record is from RefSeq and is a predicted model, not a curated record. The transcript is spliced from 3 exons. Lineage: Eukaryota; Metazoa; Arthropoda; Insecta; Diptera; Syrphidae. The coding region runs from base 797 to 1210 and encodes 137 amino acids.